AUGGGUGACCCAGAAGCCAGGGCUCAAGGCAGCGCUGGAGCGAGUGCCGCGCCCGCACAGAACCUGGACGUGGAUGAAGAAUUCCAGUUCCUGCUGUGCGAGAACUGCCGCAAGGAAGUGGAGUGCCCCAAACUCCUGCCCUGCCUUCACAACGUGUGCCCUGACUGCCUCCAAGAAACCAAACCCAUGAAUUGCUGCCCCGUGUGCCAGGCGCCGCACUCCCAAACAGACGCGACCUCCGUCCAGGACAACUCGCUGUUUGCAAACCUUCGCGCCAAGCUGAGCAUCUUCCGGAGGAUUCAGAGCGGCCAGGAGCUCUUUUGCGACAACUGCAAGAAAGAGGGGACGCACUGGUGCUCCGACUGCAGGGAGUUCCUCUGCUCCCCAUGUUUCGAAAGCCACCAGAGGUACAGUAAGAGGGAGAGCCACGAAGCGAGGGCAUUGAAGGAGCUCCGGGCCGAUUCGAGCCAGGAGUUCCUCGGCAAAUUCAAGAAAACCGCCGUCAUGUUCUGCUCCAACGCCGACCACGGGAUGCAGAAUCUAAGCAUCUACUGCAAAGACUGCAAGCGAGCCAUGUGCUGCGUAUGCGCGUUGCUGGACUCCCAGCACAACGGUCACCACUGCCACAUCCGAGAAGAAAUCCAGCGCUGGCAGAAGGAGCUGCUGGACAUGAGCACGGAGCUGAAGGAGAAGAAGACCUCCUACGACGGGACCUGCAGCAACCUUCGGGAGAUGGUCAACCACAUGGUAGAGGAGAAGAACAAAACCAAAGAGCUGAUCCAGCAGAAGGUGGCCGAGAUGGUACGGCUGGUGCAGGAGAAGGGAGAGGAGCUCCUGGCCGCCGUGGACCGGCAGCACCAGCGCGAAGUCCAGGACACGGAGGAGAAGCUCCGGAACGUGGAGGGCGUGACCCAGAGGAUGGCGUCCUGCAAGCAGCUGGUGGAGAAGAUGCACCUCUACGCCUCCGAACAGGAAGUGAUGGACAUGUACCCUUUCAUCCGGGAGUCCCUGGAGGAGCUCAAGAGGAAGCAGCCGCCCGUGGUGGAGACCCAGAUCCAGGUGGGAAACUUUGCACAAGUCGAGGCCCGGCUGCAGGCUUUUUAUAGAAGAGUGACGGACGAGAACGAAGCUUCUCCAGCCAGGGUCAUAACUCCAUCCAACCAGGAACUUUUAGGAAAGUUGCCAGCAAAGAGAAGCAUGGAAGUGCAGACCCUGUGGGAACCAGGCCAGACCCCCAUAAAAUGGAUCAAAAUUGAAGGCAAUGACGAUGGGUGGAAACUAGCAGCCGGACAGGUGAAUCUAGAACAACCAGGGACCAGUUCUGGGGACUGUCCAGCGGAGAACAGAGGCAGCCUCUGGAAAGGAGAAGAUACAGAGAUCAUCUCGGGGGUCUGCUUCUCCAUUUCUUCCCCGGAGUCGUCCAACACAGAUGCCCCCAGCUGUUUGAAUGGUUGCGCUGAAGAUGCGAGCAGUGACGACAUCGAACUUUUGGACCCCAACUGGCAAGAGGACACCGGCUCAGAGAGCGGCCACGAUGACUACUGGAGAAAUGUCUUCCGCCCACCCAAACGGCUUUUCUCGGGGCAAGGAUCCUUGGUGUUUUUCGACAUGAAGGUUCUAUCUGAGAGUAUCGUGCACCUGGUAGCCGUCGCGGAUGAAGACACCUCCUUCUCCGUCCUGAUCCAGCCGCUGUUCUCUUCGCCCAGAGGAGAAUUCACAGGCGGUCAUUGCGAGGUCGGGCUGGAGAGCUUCCUCCGUUACCUGCUGACUCUCCACCAGCCCAUCCUGGUGGGUUACGACCUGUGGUCCAUGGACUUUGCGGUCCUGGAGAACUCCUUGCGGGCCAUCCAAAAGGAAGAGGCGUUCAAAGCGGCCGUUUUUGGCUUCUUAGAUGCCUUGCCUCUCAUUAAGGAGAGGGUUCCAGACCUCUCCAACUAUACCCUGAGCAGCCUAGACUCCAGAUACUUUUGGGGGAAGUUAGAUGAUAGCCAAGCCGGCGAAUGUGCCAAGACCGUGAAGGAUCUGUGCACCGUUUUGGAGGUGAACCCGGGAGUGGAUAGGAGACUGGUGACCUAUUCCAACUUGCACACUUACGGCUCCCUUCAGCCCCUCCUGCAGGAAGGGAUCCUUAGUAAUUCCACCAUACAGACUUUGGCGCUGAACGGUGUCUGCCUUUCCACGCUUCUCUCCGUAUACCGAAAGGACCCAGCGCACGGGUUGCAAAAAUUUGGCAGAUACUUGAAUUCCAGGUGGACGAGCGGCGGGGAAACGAUCCAGCAGCUAAGCAAGGCUUGGACCUACUUCGAAGCGCUCCUGUCUACGUCUCAGGGCUCGGAAUCUCUGGCAGCAAAGUCCGGGAAAUGUUCCAGCCAUUAA
Euleptes europaea (tarantolino) is the source of this 2376-nucleotide messenger RNA. Its product is annotated as protein PML-like. Gene Ontology annotation, cellular component: PML body; chromatin; nucleoplasm. Gene Ontology annotation, biological process: intrinsic apoptotic signaling pathway in response to DNA damage; PML body organization; positive regulation of DNA-templated transcription. Lineage: Eukaryota; Metazoa; Chordata; Lepidosauria; Squamata; Sphaerodactylidae. Bases 1 to 2376 code for a protein of 791 amino acids. The record is from RefSeq and is a predicted model, not a curated record. Gene Ontology annotation, molecular function: zinc ion binding; ubiquitin-protein transferase activity. The transcript has 8 exons.